Ilyonectria robusta is the source of this 973-nucleotide messenger RNA. RefSeq lists its product as uncharacterized. The record is from RefSeq and is a predicted model, not a curated record. The transcript has a single exon. The coding region runs from base 203 to 739 and encodes 178 amino acids. Lineage: Eukaryota; Fungi; Ascomycota; Sordariomycetes; Hypocreales; Nectriaceae.
GUUCUGUAGGUACGGCCCAGACGGGCGGGAUCUGGUGUGGCGCCCUUGCGUUCUGGCGGUAUGCGGUCUGCGUGUGCCGGGAUCAUCAUGGAUGCCCGCCCACCACACCACCGGAGGGACAAGUCAACCGCCCCGAGCAAUUGGUCCGGGGAGACCGGGGCCCGCGGAAAAGAGACGAGGAGCGUCCCAAACGAUGUGACAGAUGACCUGCGGGCGUGGCCUGGUCAGGGCCUGGUCAGGGCCCGUGUCAUGGAUCAGACCGGUAUGUAUCGACUUAUCAGUCAUGAUGCCGCACCGCAACUCAGCAGCGGCACCGCAACACCGCAACAUCAGAGCCCGCCCUGGUAGCCAUGGAGCCUACCGCCCUACCGCCAGCACACACACACACUACGAAGACGGUGUGACACGGUGGAGCACACCCGCAGGGGCCCUGUGCUGUGGCUGGACGCACAGAACCUUCCAAAGAAGCAUCCCCUGUGUCCAUCCCAACCCUCGUGCCACCCACCGCGGGAUCCCCCUCUUUGCCUCUCCCACUAUCGGAAUGGCGGAGAGAGAACCUGCACUGAUUGACGGUCUGCCAGCAGGCCGCUUGUCCCCCCUCGCAGCCCCAGCAUGUCGUCGUCACCCCACCGCCGCUACUCGCCCUAGAGCAGAGUCCAGCCCAUGGCCCGCUCCCGACCUCCCGUGCCGGAGUGUCCAAGCGGGCGUGAGGGAGUCCAAGAGAAGGAACCUGCUCUAGCAGCAAGUGGCUGCUGAGCCGUCCCGCUAACUCGACAACACCACGACGCUCAGACAUACACCCCGGUACUAUACAAGAUAGGCGAGGUACGUAAUUGCACUGCUGGCAGUUUAUGGCUCCAGAGUGUGUCAAGGAUCGUAGGCUGUUGGGCGCCAGCUUGUCCCGUCCAGAGGCAAUCCCCCCCAAGCCACUUCGCCUACAUCUCCCGCCGAAUCACAAUCUAGACCUGAUCUG